Messenger RNA from Trichomonas vaginalis G3, 885 nucleotides. Its product is annotated as DNA/RNA polymerases family. Bases 1 to 885 code for a protein of 294 amino acids. The record is from RefSeq and is a predicted model, not a curated record. NCBI's taxonomy places the organism in Eukaryota, Parabasalia, Trichomonadida, Trichomonadidae. The transcript has a single exon.
AUGAACGAAAGACAAAAGGCUGAAUUAGAAGGAAAUAAAGGAAAAAGUUUAUUUUGCAAGAUUUCACUUAAUGGAUCAUAUGGUUACGAUGCAAUGAAUACACAAAAUUACGCAAAGACUAAAAUAAUGAAUGCACAGAAGGCACGCGUUGCAUGUAUGUCAAAUAAGUUUAAAAACAUAAGAGAAAUAGGUGAGGAUACAUAUCAAGUGAUGCUUAAAGAUAGAUUUUAUAGAUGUGAUACAUGUUUACAAGAGGCAUUCUUCACUUUAGAUAAUGCUAAAUACUGGUAUUUGGUUUUCAUUUAUGAUUUUAUGUAUAAAUGCAUGAAUGUUAAUCGUUUUCAUUUCAUUGAAGGUGAUACUGAUUCAUCUUAUUGGGCAAUCGCUGGCGACCCAAAUCUUCCUAACACUCAAGCAUUUCAAGCAAUUGUUACUGAUAAACAAUUUUAUGAUAAAAACAUUUUCAAAUUCGCACCAUUUGAUUUCUUCUGUUUUGAUGAGAAAUUUAAACCUAAAUUAAAGAAUAAAGCUGAAGAAAAAGCACAUGAGAAGAAGUUAUUGGGUUUAGCAAUUGAGAAACAAGGUGAUAACAUGGUUGCUUUAUGUCCUAAGUGUUAUACAUCAUUCAACGGUUCAAUUGAUGGAAGUGAUUUUAAAAAGAUUGCACAAAAAAUGAAAGGUGUUAGUUUACGACAAAAUAAACAAUUAACACCUAAAAAUUAUUUGGAUAUAAUAAAUGAUAAAUUGAUAUUUGAUGGUCAGAAUAUUAAUUUACAACUUAAAAAUGGGUCAAUGACUCGCUUAACAAUUGGUAAGACUGCAUUAACAGGAGCACACACUAAGGCUGUAUGUUGUGAAAAUGGAUGUUGUAUGCCAUUUAUUUAA